Molecule: messenger RNA, 5160 nt
Organism: Anarrhichthys ocellatus (wolf-eel)
Lineage: Eukaryota; Metazoa; Chordata; Actinopteri; Perciformes; Anarhichadidae
Product: E3 ubiquitin-protein ligase Midline-1-like
Exons: 10
Coding region: 335-2404 (689 amino acids)
Biological process (GO): regulation of microtubule cytoskeleton organization
Cellular component (GO): cytoplasm
Molecular function (GO): protein binding; zinc ion binding
Source: RefSeq, a predicted model, not a curated record
UCUCUCUCUCUCUCUCUGCCGGGUCAGGAUGGAAAGGCUUACACAGGCAGGGGGGGGAACAUGUCAUGAGAGGUGAUGACACAGCCACGGAGACAUAUCCACAUCCUCACUGACUCCCAAGUUCGCUGCUCGCCGCUGCUGCCGUUACCGCGUCCAACAGAGGACAGAGAGAGCCAGAGAUAGCCUCCGUUCCCUGCCCACCCCUCUCUCUCUUCCUCUCUUUUUUCACUUUGUGUGUGGAUGAUGGGAUUUUAAUCAUGUGGAAGACAGCUGAGCAGCUCUUCUGGAUUUCGCUGACGCUGCAUCUGGUCCCGCCUGGCCUCCUGUGAGCAGGAUGGACACACUGGAGUCAGAGCUGACCUGCCCAAUCUGCCUGGAGCUCUUUGAAGAUCCACUACUGCUCCCCUGCGCUCACAGCCUGUGCUUCGGCUGCGCCCAUCGCAUCCUCAUCUCUCACUGCGCCACCAACGAACCUGUUCAGAGCAUCGGCGCCUUCCAGUGCCCCACCUGUCGAUAUGUCAUUUCCCUGAGUCCGGAGCGUGGACUAGAAGGACUUAAGAGAAACGUGACCUUACAGAACAUUAUUGACAGAGUUCAGCGGGCCUCAUCUUCAGCUGGGGUCCCUCUGCCGCUGCCAUUGCCUGCGCCCCAUAGCGGGCCCAACUCUCCCGGCGAGGAAGGGAGCGACCGGCUGGCGCUGGUCCCAGUCAGCACCGCCAUGUCCAGCCCGGUCAUGCCUCCUGAACCGGUCCAGUGCCAGUUCUGCGAGCAGGACCCGCCGCAGGAUGCCGUCAAAACGUGUGUGACGUGCGAGGUGUCAUACUGCGAGGAGUGCCUCAGGGCGACGCACCCGAACAAGAAGCCGUUCACCGGCCACCGGCUCAUCGAGCCCAUGCCGGACUCCCACCUCAGAGGGCUCCAGUGCCUGGAGCACGAGGAGGAGAAGGUGAACAUGUACUGUGUCACAGAUGAUCAGCUGAUCUGCUCACUGUGCAAACUGGUGGGGAGGCACAGAGACCACCAGGUGGCAGCACUGAGCGACCGCUAUGAGAAACUCAGGCAAGCCCUGGACUCCAACCUGACCAAUCUGAUCAAGAGGAACAACGAGCUGGAGUCUCUGAUGGGGAAACUGAUCCAGACUUGUCAACAUGUAGAGGUGAACGCGUCCCGCCAAGAGGGCAAGCUCCUGGAGGAGUGCGAUGUCCUGAUUGACAUUAUUCAGCAGAGGAGGCAGAUCAUCGGCAACAAGAUCAAGGAGGGGAAGGCACAAAGGAUUCGGAAGCUCGCCCAACAGAUCACCAACUGCAAACAGUGCAUCGAGAGGUCCUCCGCCCUCAUCACGCAGGCCGAUCAGACACUUAAGGAAACCGAUCACGCUCGCUUCCUGCAGACCGCCAAGAGCAUCAACGAGAGGGUUUCCAUGGCGACUGCAUCAACCCAAGUGCUGAUUCCUGAGAUACACCUAACGGACACCUUUGACACGGUUGCCCUGGACUUCACCAGAGAGAAGAAGCUACUGGAGAAUCUGGAUUACCUGACAGCUCCGAGCGCUCCGUGCAUAAGGGAAGAGUUGUGCACAGCUUCAUACGACACCAUCUCGGUCCACUGGACGUCUGAUGACGAGUUCACAGUGGUGUCCUAUGAGCUCCAGUACGCCAUCUUCACUGGGCAGUCUAACAUUGCCAGUCUGUGUAACUCAUUGGAGAGCUGGAUGAUUGUUCCCAACAUCAAGCAGAACCACUACACAGUGCAUGGUCUGCAGAGCGGCACAAAGUAUAUCUUUGUUGUCAAGGCCAUUAACCAAGCGGGAAGCAGGAGCAGUGAACCGGGGACUCUGAAGACCAACAGCCAGCCGUUCAAGCUGGACCCCAAAUCUGCCCACAAGAAGCUGAAGGUGUCCCACGAUAACCUGACGGUGGAGCGGGACGAGACCACGUCCAAGAAAGGCCACAGCCAGGAGCGUUUCACCAGCCAGAGCAGCUACGGCGUGGUGGGGAAUGUCUACAUCGACAGCGGUCGUCACUACUGGGAGGCGUUAAUUGGAGGGAGCACAUGGUACGCUGUGGGUAUAGCCUACAAAUCAGCCCCCAAGCACGAGUGGAUCGGCAAGAACUCUGCCUCCUGGGUGCUCUGCCGCUGCAACAACUCCUGGGUGGUUCGCCACAACAGCAAAGAGCUGGCCAUUGAGCCCUCGCCCCACCUGCGACGCGUCGGGGUCUUGCUCGACUACGACGCCGGUUACGUGACCUUCUACGACGCCGUGGGCUCCCAGCACCUGCACACAUUCCACGUCUCCUUCGUCCAGCCCGUGUGUCCCGUGUUCAACGUGUGGAACAAGUGUCUGACGAUUCUCACUGGUCUACCCAUCCCUGACCAUCUAGAGGAGCUGGAGCCCGACAACUGACAACUACAGACAGAUGGGAAUAAAUCAGCAUGAACUGGUCUUGAUUAUGUUAAAGCUGCACUGGGCAAGUUUUGUGAAAUUAUUUGGAUACAAAAACAACAGAGUGUCCCAUCCUUUUUAAUUGAUACAAGUCUGCUGUUUUUACCUAAAUUAAAUUCUCGUCACAUUUGCAUAAGGAGUGAAGUCUCCUAAACAGCAGCUCGGCCCUAAAAAACACUGGACUCAAACGUGUCUGAUAUUAAUACUUGCUACCAUUUGUGCAAAAUGACCUAGUGCAGCUUUUAUAUGCAAAAAAAGAAGAAUAGAUGUCUGGUGUGUUUUCUCAUUGAGCUGUGAUUUUCCGUUGUUUACUUUGAUUUUUAUAGCAGAUAUGGCGCUGGUUCAUGUCAUCUUUGACUCCGAGUGAAACCCUUUUUUCGAGAUGGAUGACAGUAAGCUGGAGUCAAUCCAGAAGAAACUAGGACAAAAGGACAGAUGUGAGCCACACAUUCAUACUCUAAGGCACUUUUGGCCACGAUGGGUGCAUUUGUACCAUGGCAACUGGGAAACAAGCCACAAAUCAAUUUCUAAUUUUCUUCUUUACACCACCUUAUCAGAUAUAGCACUUUGAAAAUCCCUGCAAGUACACACAUUAAUCAAUCAUGGUUGCUGGAAAGAGCAGAAUUAAAGAUGUAUAUUUUGUAAAUUCAUCGCAUACCUCCCCUCAUCUUUCCCACGUUCAUUGAAAAGGAACCAAAGUAGCCAUUGCUGUUUGUUCAGAUGUCUUUACAUAAAUUUUACAUAGUAAAUAAAUGCUGUAUUAUUUUUUAAAACGUAAUAAGAGAGGAUAUAGAAUUAUGCUAAUAUUAAAUGCAGGAUUCCCUUAAAUGUAAACCUUGUUUUUUGUACAUUGCUCAUACUUUAUUCAUGCUUUUGUAGCAUACAAUUUAUUUUGGUGCAAUUAACAUGCAUUAAUAUUGGGAAUGUGCUGUGUUCCGUUUGACUUUUGUGUUGAAUUCACCCUUUUUUGGCAGCCAUUAGGGUUUCAUGCGAUACAUUAUAUGCGAGUUGUGUUACAGUUGUAGCCGCAAGUUAUUAUUGGAGCAAAGGGAUGAAAUGCACAUUAGAGUGUGAUUUUCUCACUUUCCUCUACAACAAGCAUAUGGCUGUUUAGUGGGACAUAUUUGUGCUGGUGUGCCAAUACUUAAUUAAUUUGCUUUUUCGUCUCUUCCCAUUAUCAAAAUACUCAUAUUUACAUGUCAUGUUUACACUGAGGUCUUGUGAACAUCAAAUCUACAUGCAGCACCACUUUCCUGCAGACAUGUUGCACAUUGAUGAUGUCAGCAGGGUGUACAUCACUCUUCACUCAUUGGCUUGCUAUUUAAAAAAAAAAAAAAAAAAAAAAAAAAAAAGGGAAAAACGUCAAGGCCCUUGCAACAAAACCUCUCAAAGGGAUAUCGUCAAUAAUACAUCCUAUAAUUCAAUAUUGUUCUGUAUGUAAUACUGUUUAACAGUGGCAAAAAAGGCGCUCGUCGGUGUAAAUAUAAAGAUUUGGUUGUAUAAUGUUGCGUAGUUUCAAUACCUGGUACACUUCAAAAGUAUGACGACACAUCUAUUCUUUAAUUCUGUUUCCUUGGCAGUUAAUUGAACUGUAUGUUUUCAUAGUAUCCGAUAAAUAUGUAGUGCUCAAUUUAAUGUUUCCAUUUGAACUUUAUGACCAUGGUGGUAUUUGUUCCGUCUCUGUGGACAUUUUUAUGGAAAACAGGAUAUGUGCGCUUACAUCACUGUCGUCUGAUAUAAGUCUAUGAGAAGGUCAAAAAUAAACAUUUGUUCCUUUUCACAUUACAGUGUGCCAUUCUUUAUCCAGAGAGGCGAAACAGCGGUGAGAGAAUAUCAAGAGCUGAUCUCAUAAAAGCAGGAUGGGGUGAAAUGCCAGGAGCCACUUCUGGUGUUCUUUCUGGUGGGGGCUUACAAACAAAAGAUCACAUUUUGAAGAUAUUCAAGCAUUUGCAAAUUCAGUUAAGACUCUGGCAUUUUGGUCUAGUUAGUGGUGUCCCUCAGGGAGACUGCACUCAAUUCAGGUCAGACACUAUGUCAGACAACCGUCAUUUAAAGCCUCUAUAAUCCAUAAUCUUGCAUGAACAAUGGACCACACGACAUGUGAAAGGGGUUGCUCGGUAAUUAUCAGGGAUCGACCCCGAGGUUGGAAAUCAAUGCUGAGUCACAAAACCACUUCCUAUGUGUUCAACAAUGGAUCUGCAGUGGCUAGGUUUAGUUCGGUGGGGUCUAAACGUGACGAGAGAUAUCAGUUUGUUUAUUUUGCUUCCGAUAGCCAGACACCCAUUAACCGCCAACUAAACUCUGCACAAGGCAUCAAAGCACCCACUGGCAUCCUCCAGGAAGAUGCUUAUGUCCCUCUAAGUUCAGACCACAACUUGUUCAGGUCAUUUGACUUGAUGCGUUUCCUGAGGAAGGGGUGGUGGUCGAGUCUGUCAUGUAAACUUCCCGCGGACAUCGGGGGCUCUUCCUGAUUCUUCUUAGACGCCAGGCCUCAGUGGGGGUUUGUCGUUCAACACCUAGCAUUAGCUCAAGCUUUGUGUGUGUUUGCUGGCACGGUUCAGUGGUUUGAGUGGGCAAAAAAAAAAAAAAAAAAAGUUAAGCCAGCGCUCCGCCAAGCAACCAAUAAAAAGACACAAAGGCAAUUUACGGGUCACCAUCUGCAAAUAAUGGAAGUGUGUGUCUGUAAUAUAGAAGAUAUGGUGGGGUUAGUAUGGGCA